Messenger RNA from Vespa crabro (European hornet), 6786 nucleotides. It is a transcript of the gene LanB1, whose product is annotated as laminin subunit beta-1. The record is from RefSeq and is a predicted model, not a curated record. Gene Ontology annotation, cellular component: laminin trimer. The transcript has 15 exons. Gene Ontology annotation, biological process: basement membrane assembly; cell migration; substrate adhesion-dependent cell spreading. NCBI's taxonomy places the organism in Eukaryota, Metazoa, Arthropoda, Insecta, Hymenoptera, Vespidae. The coding region runs from base 425 to 5881 and encodes 1818 amino acids.
UCUCUCGCGAGGCGUCAGCCUUGUUGGGAGUCUUGUUGUCGAGAGUCCUCUUCUAUUAAAUUUUCCUUUCUAUUUUGCGUUGAAGAGUUUGAGUUUUCGUGGAUAUAAGAUAGUGCAAUAUCGUGUUAACAUAUAAUAUAUAUAUAUAUAUAUAUAUAUAUAUAUAUAUAUAUAUAUAUAAAUACAUAUAUAUACAUACAUACAUAUAUAUAUAUAUAUGUAUAUAUAUAUAUGUUGAAAAAGCUCGUGACUUGAUCGGUCUCGGUAAAAUCGGUUUUUGAAAAGAGGGAUAAAGAGGAGAAAGGGUCCCAAAAUCGUUGCUGACAAAGUAGGGAGUUGUGAGACUGAAGUGGGAGAGAAAAAAAGAGAUAGAAGUUAAAUGGAGUCCAUGUUAAGUUAAAUCCUCUCACGAUUUGUGUACAACAUGAUGCUCGUCGACUUGAGCGGGAAAUACUUAAAAAUGGCCGGACAUUUUUAUUGGCGAAUCUUCAUUGCAAUUUUUAUUUUUGCGACUUUCAUUUCCACAGGUUCUACAGAAGCCCACCAAACAAGGGAUUUAAGGUUGCCAAUAAACAGAGGAACAAUGCUCGGAGGAAACGGCUCACCGACGGAAAUAAUAACAAGACGUCAUAAUUGGCUAGGGAUGACCAUCCCUCAACGAAGAGGUUCACAUCCCAAAAGACCACAUCCUUGCGAACAAAGUUCGUGUUAUCCUGCCACGGGGAAUCUUUUGAUUGGCCGAAAAAAUCGCUUGACUGCUUCGUCUACUUGUGGUCUCAAGGGUCCAGAAAGAUAUUGCAUCGUUUCUCAUCUUAAAGAACGAAAGAAAUGCUUUUUCUGCGAUGCAUCCUUGCCCAAACAACAGCACAAUAUUGAGAAUAUCGUUGAUGGAACAAAUUCACGAUAUUGGUGGCAAGCUGAAAAUGGAAUAGAAUAUGUAACCAUCAGAUUCGAUCUAGAGGCUGAAUUUCAUUUCACUCAUAUCAUCAUUCGUUUCCAAACCUUCCGUCCUGCAGCUAUGCUUAUAGAAAGAUCUUUCGAUUUUGGAAAAACUUGGAAGGUUUACAGAUACUUUGCCCAUAAUUGCGAGCAAUCCUUCCCAGGUGUAGCUACGCAUCAACCACAAAGUUUGACCGAUGUAAUAUGUGAAACACGUUAUUCUGGCGUAGCCCCAUCCACUGGUGGUGAAGUAAUCUUUAGAGUAUUGCCACGAAAUUUGGAAAUCGAUAAUCCGUAUUCGAUAGAAGUACAAAAUUUAUUGAAGAUAACCACUCUCAGAAUCAACAUGACGAGAUUACAUACAUUGGGAGACGAUUUGUUAGAUUAUCGUCCAGAGACUGGGGAAAAAUAUUAUUAUGCUAUCCAAGACAUGGUGAUUCGAGGAUCCUGUUCUUGUUAUGGGCACGCAUCGAGAUGUCUUCCUUUACCAGGAGUGGCACAAGAAGAAAAUAUGGUACAUGGAAAAUGCGAAUGUACUCACAACACAAAAGGACUGAAUUGUGAAAAAUGCGAGGAUUUCUAUAAUGAUUUACCUUGGAAACCAGCGGUUGGUAAACAAACGAACGCUUGUAGACCUUGCAAUUGUAACAAUCAUACAUCUUCCUGUCACUUUGACGAAACAGUUUACGAAAGAUCUGGUAGAGUUUCUGGCGGUGUAUGCGAUGAUUGUCAGCAUAACACGCGUGGUCAAAAUUGUGAACAGUGCAAGCCAUUUUAUUAUCAUGAUGUUAGUAAAGAUAUCUCGGAUAUUGAAGCCUGUCAACCUUGCGAUUGUGAUCUUAGUGGAUCCUUGGACGAUGGCAUAUGUGAUUCCAGAACCGAUCCUCUUAGUGGCGAUGAGUCUGGUCGUUGUCACUGUAAAGCGAACGUAGAGGGUCGUCGUUGUGAUCAUUGCAAGAAUGGUUUUUGGAAUUUCAAUUCAGAAAAUCCUCAAGGAUGCCAAGCAUGUACUUGUAACACUCUUGGUACCAUCGAUAAUCAGGGUUGUAAUAUGAUAACUGGUGAAUGUACUUGUAAACGUUACGUUACCGCACGAGAUUGUAAUCAAUGCUUGCCAGGAUAUUGGGGACUUUCUGAAGAUCCCGAUGGAUGUAAACCUUGCGAUUGCGAUCGUGGUGGUUCAUAUGAAAAUUCUUGCGACGUUGUUACCGGACAAUGUCGAUGCAGACCACACAUCAUCGGUAGAACUUGUAAUCAACCAGAACAAGGCUAUUAUACCGGCUCUUUAGACUUUUUAAUUUAUGAAGGUGAACUAUCAAGAGCAACUGACAAUUGUCAAGUUGUAAUAAGAGAACCUUAUCGCGAUGGAAGAAAUAGUACUUGGACGGGGACUGGAUUUAUGAAAGCUUUACAAGACUCAACUCUCAACUUUACGAUCGAUGAUAUUCGUAGAUCCAUGUGGUACGAUAUAAUAGUACGCUAUGAACCAAUCCAGUCGGGUACAUGGGAAGAUGUUCAAAUAAUUAUUGAAAGAGACGAACCUGUCGAUCUUAAUGGUCCUUGUGCCAAUUCAAAACCAGAAUAUGAUCGAUUAUGGGUACAGUUACCAUAUCAUUCAAGAAAUUCCAUUGCUCAACCUUCCGUUUGUUUAGAAAAAGGCAAAAAAUACAACGUCAUAUUGCAAUUCCGUAAAUUUAAUAGUCAUGUAGAUACACCCACGGCAUCUAUAUUAAUUGAUUCUAUUAUUGUGAGACCAAAAAUAGAUGCCAUACCUUUCUUCAAUGCACUUGAUGUCGGUGAAUUACGUCGUCAGGAAUAUGAGUUAUGCAAUCAAAUACUUAACGACGUCAAUUACAUUCGGAAUAAUUUACCUGAUGAGUGUAAAAAGUAUCAGGAUAGUAUCGGUUAUUAUGUCUUUGAGGGUGCACAUCCUUGCGAGUGUAAUCCUACAGGAUCACAUAGUCUUCUUUGUCAGAAUUAUGGUGGCUUAUGUCCUUGUAAAGUUAACGUAGUCGGUAGACGAUGCGAUCGUUGUGCACCAGGAACUUAUGGAUUUGGUCCAGUAGGAUGUAUACCUUGCGAUUGCGAUGGCGUUGGUGCUUUGGAUAAUUUUUGUGACGUUAAAACUGGACGAUGCAAGUGUCGACCAAAUACAUAUGGAAGAACGUGUGGCCAAUGUGAACCAGGUUUUUGGAAUUUUCCACAUUGUCAACGAUGUCAAUGCCAUGGUCAUGCAGAUAAUUGUGACUCUAGAACCGGAGCUUGCAUCAAUUGUCGUGAUUCUACCACUGGUCACAAUUGUGAUCGUUGUAUUGAAACCUUUUACGGUGAUCCACGAAUAGGAGUGGACAUACCGUGUAGACCUUGUCCUUGUCCAGGUACAUUAAAUUCUGGUCACUCAUACGCGGAUAGCUGUUCCCUCGAUUCUAUAACUCAGGAUGUAAUUUGUGAGUGUUAUGAGGGAUACGGCGGUCCACGUUGCGAAAAGUGUGCUGAGAAUUAUUUCGGCAAUCCUGAAGUACCAGGUGGAAAUUGCGAGCUUUGUGAAUGUAAUAAUAAUUCCGAUCUGAGUCAACCUGGUAACUGUGAUCCACAUACCGGACAUUGUCUACAAUGUCUCUACAAUACCGAUGGACCGAACUGUCAAAUUUGCAAACCUGGAUUUUACGGUGAUGCACUUAAACAAGAUUGUAAAGAAUGUAAUUGCGAUUUCCUAGGAUCCGACAGAUCGAUUGGACCUUGCGAUCAUCGUACUGGACAGUGUCCUUGCUUGCCACAUGUGAUUGGUCAACGUUGUGACAAUUGCGAAGAAAAUCAUUGGAGAAUUGCAAGCGGUCAAGGUUGUGAUCCUUGCGAAUGUGACGCUGUUGGAAGUGUAUCUGAUAAGUGUAAUCCCUUCGAUGGAAGUUGCGAGUGUAGAGCAGGUUUUGGUGGACGAAGAUGCAAUGAAUGUCAAACGAAUUUCUGGGGAAAUCCAAAUAUCGAAUGUACACCAUGCGAAUGCAAUGUAAUUGGUUCUUCAAGUCAACAGUGUAAUAGAGAAACCGGUGUCUGUAUUUGUCACAAAGGAAUAGGAGGUGAAAAGUGUGACCAAUGUGACCGUGGUUAUCAUGGAGAGGCACCACAAUGUAGUCCGUGCGGUGAAUGUUUCGACAAUUGGGAUUUAACAUUAGACGAAUUGAAAAACAAGACGAAUCUUGUAAUAGAGGAGGCUUCCAGGAUACAGAAGGUCGGUACUACUGGGGUUUACAGUCAGGAAUUCGACGAUAUGGUCAAUUCAUUGAACCAAGUACGUGAUUUGAUCAGCAAUACUUCUAUCAAGAGUCAAGAUUUAGAUGAGUUAACAGAUUUGGCCGAGGAAUUGAGUAAAAAUAUUUCGAAUUCAGCGAAACAACUUGAGGAAGUCGACAAUAUGUUAGAAAAUGUUAGUCAACGAGUUAAUCUUGGCGAUGUCGCAUUAAAGAAAUUGAAAAAUAGAACGAAUAGCUUGCAUCAGGGUGCUAUGGAAUUAAAAGAGAACGCAACGAUAUUACAAGAGGAGAAUGUUCAAGGUGCCCUAAAUGUGACGCAACAAAUGGCCGAGCAAUCUCGACAAGCCGAAAAGAUGGCAAACGCUACGAGUAAUAUAUUGGCCGAUGCGGAGAGAUAUCGCAAACAUACGGAAAAUCUCUUAAUCAAAAAUAGUGUAUCGUUUAACGAAGCCCAAGGGAGAAAUAACGAAUCUCUUCUAAAAUUAAGCGAUAAGUUAAAUACAUUGAACGGAGAUAUGCCUGAAUUGAACCUUAAAAUGUGUGGUGACAAUGUCACCGAUUGUAGCAACGUUUGUGGCGGCGCUGGAUGUGGCUUCUGCGGAGGACUCUCUUGUGACGUUGGCGCGAUAACCAAAGCUAAUCAAGCAUUGGAUGUGGCCAAACAACAGGCUGAUAAAAUUAAAAAUCAAAAGGAUGAAGCGGAACAAUUAUUACGUAAUAUGAUCCAAAUCAAACAAGAUGCCGUAGCGGCUAGAUCGAAUGCACAAGAUGCAUUUAAUAAUGCUUUAGAAGCAAGAAAUCGUUCCGACAAGAUUACCAAAAGUUUAUCGGACACUAACAAGCGAAUUUGGAGUAUGCUGGACGAGGAACAGCCAACACCUACGAUGGUGAGAGAUCUGGCUAACGAUAUAUUAAACAAGAACAUCAAAUUAAAACCUGAUGAGAUCAAACGAUUGGCCAGUCGCAUAAAAACUAUCGUUGGUUCUCUCACGGAUUCCGACAAAAUUCUUGCCGACACAAAGGACGAUCUCGAAUUAGCUCAUAAUUUAGAGGAAAGUGCUAAUCAAGCCAAGGAUACAGCGUUGAAAAAACAAAAUGAAACGAACGAAGUUGUAUUGUUAUUAACAGAAGCGAAAAAGGCACAGGAAUUGGCAAAAGCCGCCAUAGAUACAGCUCAAAGUGACGUGGCCAAAUCGGAAAAAGAUUUGACCGAUAUAGCUGUCCUCAUAAAGGAAGCUCAAACAAAAGCCAAUGAUACCACCGAUUCCGUAAAAGCUUUGGACACAAGAUUGAAGCAAUUACAAAAGCAAUCGGCCAAGAACGCUUUCAUUUUGAAUAAGGAGAUAGAAGUUGAAACUCUUAAAGUCGCCAAUGAGGCUCGUGUCGUCGAGGGAAAAACGAAAAAAUUAGCGGAGGAGUAUAAAAAGGCUGACGAAUUUUUAAAUUAUCGAAUAAAUAAAAGCGAAGAUGAUAUAAAGAGAGCCAAGAAAUUACUUCAAAGAGCUUCCGAAUUGACAGCUGAUACGUCUACUAAAUUUAAAGACUUAGACGGUAUGGAAAGCGUUUAUAAAGACAACGAGAGAAUAUUAACCGAUCUCAUGGCCGAAAUAGAUUCCCUAACCGUAGAAAUGGUGAAACAUUUAGCAGAGAUCGAGCGAAAGGCACAGAUCUACAGACAAUGCACCUCUUAAUGCGCAUUUAUUUAUAACGUUUAUGGCACCUUAGAAUCGAAUAUUCAAAAGAAAUCUCUAUUCGGCUCAUCCUUCUAACGACACUAACUCUUAAUCCCAAUCUAUAAUAAUUUUCUAAAUAAUUAUUAAAGUUAAACAUAUCAUAUUAUUACUCAAAUAGUUUUUAUCACGUUUAUAUUUACAUCAUAUUCUCAUCUUUUUUAAUUCAUACUUAUAUAAUGUACUAACGUAGAUAUCGAUGACGGUCAAUUGUUUUUAUAGUGCCAUAAUAUCUAACAAAAGUGCCGUGUUUUUCUGUGAAUGAAAUUGAAUCUAAUCGAACUGUAUUUUUACUUACAUUUUUGCAAUUAUUUUAUUUGUGUUUUUUUUCUUUUUUUUUUUUUACAAAGCUAUUUUGUAUAAUGUCAUUUGCCCUAUAAUAUUAUCUGUUGUACAUAUGUAGUUUUUACAUCUAUAUAUAUAUAUAUAUAUAUAUAUAUAUAUAUAUAUAUAUAUAUAUAUAUGCGUUAAUUUGUAUCGCACAACAAUUAUAGAAAUAAUCAUUUGAUCGUUUCUAUAAUUUUCAUUUAAUAUUGUAAUAAAAGACAACAUUAGGUAAUAUGAUUUAAUAUAGAUGCUUAAUACAACGUCAAAGUUCUCGAAGAGAAUUAAUCAUUUUAUAUAACAUUAAGGAAAGAAAAAAAAAAAUUGUAGUGUUAUGAUCGAACCAAAUGCCUUAGUAAAUAUAUAAAUAGGAUAUAAUAAAAAAUUUGUUAACAAUAUAAUACGCAAUAGAAUAAUAUGUUAGAAUAAAUAAACGUGAUUAACAGAGUCGAAAAAUAAUCUAUGAGAUAAAAUAGAAAUCGAUUCAAUUGACACCAAAAUCUUCUUCGUAAAAGUCCAUUAAAAUUACAUGUUCAAAGUAA